GUCAUUUGUAGUGUCAAAAUGAUCGUCAUACGUCAUAAUUUUUGUGAUCAUUCAAUCAUUUGGAAUAUCCUUCACCUGUGUCUUUUCACUCGAAAAUUUAUAUAAAUUUGAAAUUCUCCACUGUAAUUUCGAUAACGAAAUAAUCUAAUAUGGGCUUGUGAAAAAUGGGUUUUGAACUGAACAGAUUCCAAGGAGAAGUAGACGAAGAGCUAGUAUGUCCAAUCUGUUCAGGAGUUUUGGAAGAUCCACUACAGGCCCCGGUUUGUGAACACGCCUUUUGCAAACCGUGCAUAACAGAAUGGAUUUCUAGACAACCGACUUGUCCGGUAGACAGGCAGAGUGUAACAUCACCCCAAUUGAGACAAGUACCAAGAAUAUUGCGAAACUUAUUGUCUAGGCUGUCAAUAAACUGUGAUAACGCCCAGUACGGGUGUACACGGGUCCUCAAGCUGGAUUCGCUCCCCGCCCACCUAGAAGAAUGUGAAUACAAUCCGAAGAGGCCGCUGCCUUGCGAGCAAGGUUGUGGCCUCAUUAUACCAAAAGAUGAAUUCAAAGAUCACAAUUGCGUUAAAGAGCUGAGGGCGUUGAUACACAGCCAACAGCAGAAAAUGAACGAAUUCCAGCAGGAAAUCAACGAGCAGAGGUUUCUCAUAGCGGAGCAAAGGCGAGAGAUGCAGCUUUUAAAAGAUUUUAUGAGGGCAAUGCGAAUAUCCAAUCCUUCCAUGAGAGCAAUAGCUGAUGCGAUGGAGAGAGACGAGGUGCUUAGGUGGAGCAAUUCACUCCAAAGGGCCAGAGUCACUAGAUGGGGAGGAAUGAUAUCAACCCCAGAUGAAAUACUUCAGCGGAUGAUAAAACGCACCCUGACCGAGAUGGGCUGUCCGCCGCACAUCCUAGACGACCUGAUGGAGAACUGUCACGAACGCAGAUGGCCGCCCGGCCUCUGUUCGUUGGAGACGCGCCAAAACAACCGCAGACAAUACGAGAACUACGUGUGCAAAAGGGUGCCCGGCAAGCAGGCCGUGCUGGUGCUCUAUUGUGAUAACGCGCACAUGAGCGAGGACAUGAUGGUGGAACCCGGUUUGGUCAUGAUAUUCGCGCACGGCAUCGAAUAAAAAAACCGCCUCUAGGAAAUGUUAGAAGUGGGAUGGAUGAUAACUGAAGAGUGAGAGAGAUAGUCGCGGACAAAGAGGGAAAAUGGAAGGAUCGUUUGGAAUUUUUUGUCGUGGCAGAAACUCGUCCAAUCGACUUAUUUUGAGUCCAAAAAUACGUGGUGCUUCUAUGUCAUGGGACAUCCAAGAACAUUUGUUUAGAACAAUAGUCAUCAUCUACAAAGAGGCUUUAGGCAGAACGAGGAACCCUCGUAUUUCAUUAUACGUAUAAAAAAAAUAAAGUUUCACAGUAUUCCAGAGUAAAAUUUCAUCUACCAAUCUACAUUCCAUUACCAAGUGAUUUAAACACGCACCCCUGCUUGGAGCCUCAACUUGCCAUAUGACGUCAGGUCAGUCUGAUCGCCUGUAAUUGCGAAAUAAAUACAUCCUCCAUUUACUCUCUUUUUCUUGACAUAAUAUUAACUUCUCCACUCUAUUUCUCUCUGAGGUUGACGUGUGUCUAAGGUGAUGCCCCGUGACAAUAUUCUGCGAAUCGACUUUUAUAUUUUAUGGUUUUAUAAAUAACAUUGAUAUCGGCCAAAUUUGAUGUUUCUGUUUACAUUCCAGAAAUGUUCACCUAUUCGUCGUAAACAUUUGAACUCAACUUCACAUUCAUAACGUAGUUUUUCCAACUUUUGUGUCAUUAUGACAUAUCACGAGACACAUACCACCAAAUGUUCGCUACUUAACAUGACUGUAUUGCCAGUCCUUAUAUUGUGGUUACUAAAAAUACAAAGUGCCAAGUAACGUUCGACAUUGAGCAUUAUCUUCACGUUUGGCAACCUCAAUGAAAGUUUUGUUUGUAUUCUUGAAUUGUGUACGGAAAACAACGGGACUUUUUAAAUUUCGCGGGUUUAAUUGUCAAUUUUUUUAUGUUGGUGUGUAGAUGCCCCGGAAGUAUGAUAGAAAUUUCAGUAGUAUUUAUUGUUGACUUCGCCUGUGGCAGCCGGUAAGAAUAGACGUGAUUUUCGCUUUUUUUUUAAAGAAUCAAAUGAUUUCCAUCAGAUUUUGCGUAAAAAUUAACAAAAUCUACGGUGAGUCAGGUAUGAGUAGAACAAGAGCUUACGAGUAGUAUAAGCGUUUCCAAGAUGGGCGUGAAAAUGUUGAAGAUAAUGAACGCUCCAGCCCAUCAUCAAACGACGUUUCUCUAAGCAAUCCGAAAAAAAAAUGUCCGGAUUUGUGGAAAAAAAUCGUGGCAAUACACCUGCUCACACUUCAUUGCUUGUGCGUGAAUUUUUGGCCAAAAACACUAAUGUAACAACGCUCCAGCCUCCAUAUUCGCCGGACAUUUCUCCGUGUGACUUUUUUAUUUCCAAAUAUUUAGAGAAACUUAAAAGGCCCGCCGAGAAGAGGUUUGAAAGAAGCGCUAGCACAGGUGCAUAAUAUCUAAUGCCGACUAUUUUCAAAGCGAUAAGAUUAAUAUAGACUAAUAAAUGAAUAUUUUUUCGAAAAACGAAAAUCCGUUAUUUUCUGAACACCUCGUAUAUUGAUGCAUGUGUUGUAUAAUAUCAGUGGACAGUAUCGAAUGCAAUCAGUUUCAACCACAGUUUUUCUUGUUAACAUAUGCAAAAGUAAUUCUUGACUGUAAAUCUUGUUCAUCUUGAAAUGCAGUUAGUUCUAAAUGUUUUUUAAAAUUUCUACGAAAAAAUGGUACAAUCCAUUCCUUUCCCAGAAAUAAUAGGGUUAAGUUAAUUAGUACUUGGAAAACAGCUAAACAAAAUAUGCUCCCGAUAGUGCCAGUUCAUACUGAUUUGGUGACAAAGUGAUGUGUUAUCAAAAAAAAAAACGCAAAUAUUGAACCGUUUUUUCGGUCCAUCAUUAAGAACAAUGAGUUGAUUAUAAGGAUUCGUUAGUUGAAUAUUUGGUUUUACGUAUAAGUGGUUUGGUGUUGCCAGAAACAGUCAAAAUUCAGUUACACAAAGGCAUUACGGAUUAAUGUUGCUGUAUAAAUCCUAACCGUCAUAAUUGCGUGUGGUGGAAUUAAUUUUUGUCAGUAAACCUUUCAAAUUGUAAUUUUCAUUUUAUGUACCUCCGAGGUUUGCGAGAUACUGUAUGAUGCAGUUCGUACCAAGAUUCCAUGUCGCUGCAAAUAUGAGCGGUACUAGAGAAGAAAUCUACCUAGCCAUGAAACAAAAGACGUACGAUUAUUUUGUAAAUUUUUCGAUUGUUUUUUAAUGGCUAGGUAGAUGUCAUUUCUAGUAUUCCUCGUAUGUUUAUCGUUCAUUUUCCAGCUACUAAUAUUGUGACAAACGAUGAUACAUCUAGUUGAAUUUUUUGUACCCUGGAUCAGAUGCUCGAUAUAAUGAAUUGUUCUCGAAAUAGUAGCAUACAUUUUUUAACAUGAAUACCUGUAAGAACCUGAUGAGUAUAUAGAAAAACAUGCUACAAGGUAGCCAACACAACGUUGGCGAUAUAUUUGCAGCUAUUAAAAAACCUUGUUAGGCUCAAUGUAAAAAAGUGGCAUAUUUAUAUAGAUGUACUCUUCAGUUUUAUCGAAAGAUGCUCCACAGCUUGGAUAGCAACUUGGUGCUGUUAAAUUUUGUAUCUGUGGUCAUUAUGGAAUUUUGGUAGGGUUUUGCUGUAACAUAGCUCACAUAUAUAAUGUUCAUUAUCAACCAAUUUUGGAGUCUAGUGAUAUACGUAGCCACACUGGCGGUUGCAUUAUGAAACAGUGAAGAUGCAGGAACAUUCUUUUAUAUUCGACUAGUAAGCCCCUUACAUCGAAACUAUACAUUUUCUAAAAAAAUUAUUAGUAGAUGACUUGGCAAUACUUUCUUAUUUCACCAUUUGAUAUGUGUUAAAUUAAAACUAUGAUUUCUUAACAUUGAAUUUUAAAUAUCAAAAAUACUAACUGCACUAAUUUGUCGCAUAUACAGGAUGUUUUGGAAGUUAGAACUUUCCUUUUCAGGAACAACUAAGCUUGAAGUGACACUGAAACGACAACCAAAAAAAAAAAAACGCGUUAAUAGCAAACUGAGCUAAAAUGUAGAAAAUAAUUUUCAACUUUAGAAGAGUUCGUUACUGCACGAGGAAGUCCAACAAUCAAGUAUGACUAAAUGAUUUGGAACAAUAUCAAUUUGAAAAUUAAGAUAGUAACAAAAAAAUCAAUUAUAAUAAAACUAUGAAAAUAUAGUUAAAUGCAUCGCACACCUUUUACUUUAUUUGAAUUUUUGAUAUUUUAAAUCAUACUUGACUGUUGGAGUUUCUAUUGGAGCAACACAAACUCACCUAUACUUAAAAAUUUUCUACUUUUAAGUUCGAUUUGCUAUUAAAGCAUGUUCUUUUAGUUUUUUUAAACGAUAAUUUGUUUGAAUUCCUAAUCUGAAAAGUACGUAUAAUAUAAUCAACAGUUUCGAUUGUUGGUAUAUUUUAUAUUUAACAAUAAAUCUAAAUUUACUUCAUUAUUUCAAAUUUCGAAAUUAACAAACUUUUCUUUCAAAUUUGAAAAUUUGGAAAAUAACUAGGAAAUUCAAAAAUAUGGAAAAUAAUUUGAAGAUUUGGAAAUUUUGAGAAAAUAUACCAAAAAUCGACGCUCUUGAUUCGUUGUCGUUUUGAGAUUAAAAAUUCUGAAAAUAAGGAAAAUGUUCGACCCAAUUUCAGCAAUUUAAAAAAAUCUGUUUAACUUGAAAAUUUGCACAGGGCUCAAGAGCUGAUUACAAUACAAUAAUCUUGGCAAAAAAUCGAAUUAGAAAAUAAAAAAAUAAUUUUGAAGUUUGGAGAAAGUGGAUUUGAAAAUUUGGAAAUUUUGAAAACAUUUUGAAAAUUUGAAAAAAUAUACCACAAAUCGAAGCUCCUGAUUCGUUUUUGUUUUUCAGACUAAAAAUUCAGAAAACAAAUUAUAGUGCAAAAACAUGCAUUAAUAGCAAAUCUAACUAAAAAGUAUAAAAUAAUUUUCAAAAAUAGAAUAUAGAAAGAACUUUUGUUUUUUUUUUCAAAAACUAAAAUUCAUUACAGAACAUAUAAGCGGUGUGAAGGAAAGCUUCAACUUUGAGAACGACCUGAAUAAUAUUCAACAAUUUAUCUAGAAAACUUUCAGUAAGAUUUCUUUAGAACAGACAACAAAAUACAACUGCCUUUUGCUUAGAUGUUGGUCGUUUCUUCGCAGUUUCUAGCAUCUGCCAAUAGCGCUGCGUGAACUGUUUAUAUAUUAAUAAUUUUUUAUCUGAUCUCACGUCAUGAUUAUUAAACUACAUUUUGGCUAUGGUGACAUGUUUUAGAGACUAGUCAAACAAAAAAUGUGAUAAAAGCAAUUUGCUGCAAUUGUUUUGUUUUAUUUCUAGCCGGCUUGAUUCUUACGAUUUCAAUCUGUUUAUGUCGUGCUACAGAAUAAGAUUUUAUUUUCUUCAACGGAUCAAUAUGGAUUUUGUAAAUUCAAUAGCAGCUAGUAGUAUUUUAUUAAUAUAUCUAGUUAAUAUCUAUACUUUAAUAUGCAUUUACAAUAACAAAUUUCCCAUGUACGUUUUUUAAUAAACUUGUUUCUUC
Molecule: messenger RNA, 5630 nt
Organism: Acanthoscelides obtectus
Lineage: Eukaryota; Metazoa; Arthropoda; Insecta; Coleoptera; Chrysomelidae
Source: the annotation of a GenBank genome assembly